Messenger RNA from Verticillium alfalfae VaMs.102, 351 nucleotides. RefSeq lists its product with no specific name. Bases 1 to 351 code for a protein of 116 amino acids. Lineage: Eukaryota; Fungi; Ascomycota; Sordariomycetes; Glomerellales; Plectosphaerellaceae. The transcript has a single exon. The record is from RefSeq and is a predicted model, not a curated record.
AUGGCGUCACGCCCUUCACGUUGGUGCAACCCGACGUUCUCAGCUGGGUCGGUCCGUCGGAAGCCUCACCGACAGAGGGACACCCCCCCCCGCUCCCCUGCACGUACCAAGGUGCCAUUCCCAGCCCCCACGACCCAAAGCAAGCAACCCAGAUCAAGAGAGUCAGUCCAUCGAUACCAGUCCCCCCUCGCCGACCUGCACGCACCCAACCCGAACAACCCCACCAAGCCGACUUCAUUGGCCGCGCUCCGGCGUGCGGGCACCACGGCAGGGUUCUCAAGCCUCUGUGCCUUAUCGGAGCUUCCAACGAGUGCUGGGCGGCAUACGGAAUUGAUGGAAUUUGGUAAGUGA